AUGCGCUCCAACUCAAGCCAGCAGGGUCCUCUGAUGGAAGGAUCUCUGUUCAAUGAGGUUCAAGACUAUCUCCUGGCCACCACUGCGGUGUCUAACAUGUCCAACCUCUCGGACAUCUUCCCCAGGCACAUCAUGUCAGAAGAUGACUUAGAUGUUAAUACAGACAUAUAUUCCAAGAUCCUGGUCACCAUCAUCUACCUGUUCCUCUUUGUGGUGGGAUGUACUGGGAACUCCAUCACUGCCUACACCUUGGUGAGGAAGAAGUCCUUGCAGAACCUUCAGAGUACUGUCCAUUACCACCUAGCCAGUCUGGCUCUCUCAGACCUCCUCAUCCUCAUUCUCAGCAUGCCCAUUGAGCUCUACAACUUCAUCUGGGUCCAUCACCCUUGGGCUUUUGGCAAUGCUGUGUGCAAAGGUUACUACUUCCUAAGGGAUGCGUGCACUUAUGCCACUGCCCUGAACAUCGCCAGCCUGAGCGUGGAGAGGUACAUGGCCAUGUGCCACCCCUUUAAGGCAAAGAGUAUCAUGUCCAGAAGCAGGACCAAGAAACUCAUCAGUGUAAUCUGGUUGGCCUCCCUGCUGCUGGCCACCCCUAUGAUAUUUACCAUGGGGGAGAAAUACGGCUUGGACAAGAAGGACCCCCAAAAUCUCAUAUGUACCUGUAUAGUGGAAAUGUCCAACUUCAAGACUGUCAUUCAGGUUAAUGCCUUCUUGUCCUUUGUGUUCCCGAUGGUGGUGAUCUCCGUGCUGAAUACGAUCAUCGCCAACCAACUGAUCGUUAUGGUAAAGCAGGCUCACCAAGAGAACCAAGUGUGCACCAUCGGUGGACAACAGACGGUCCUCAACAUCUCCAUGGAACCGAGCCGGAUACAGUCCUUAAAGCACGGCGUCCGAGUACUCCGAGUGGUGGUCAUAGCGUUUGUUGUUUGUUGGCUUCCGUACCACGUCCGACGUUUGAUGUUCUGCUACGUUCCAGAGAAUCUUUGGACAGACGAACUGAACGAUUUCUACCACUACUUCUACAUGCUGACCAAUGUCCUGUUUUACGUCAGCUCCACUGUCAACCCGAUUCUUUACAAUCUCGUUUCCGCAAACUUCCGACAGAUCUUCGUAUCCACGCUGAGUUUUUUAUGCCCGCCCUUGAGGCGAAAGAAGGACCGUUCGGCUUUCACCAGGAAAUCAAAUAGCAUAUCCAGCAGCAACCAUACAUUCUCCACCCAGGUCACCAGAGAGACUCCAUACUGAGCGCUUGGUCAACAAAGACCUUCAAGCAACUCAUCCCCAUCAUUGUCCUUUUCUUUCACUGGCGACAUUUAGAUGGUCAUGCCCUUUACAAUGUCUCACCCAUCAGCAUUUUCCUGGGGAAACCAUAAAUCCAAAGUUUCUUGUCUUGCGGUACUCGAGCACAGUCAUUUGUUGAGAGCGUUCCGAUUCGAUGUUUCAUGACACUUUCAAUACGAAGCUGAUGAAAUGUCUCUGCGUUAUAAUCAUUGUCUCAUCGAUGAAACCAAGUUUUGAGCAGAAACGCACGAUCCGAACAGCAACUUACAAAGAUGAAGGAUUUGAAGAAGAAAAAACAUUUAAAAUAUAUUACACUGAAAUUGUUUACGAUUAAAAA
Messenger RNA from Spea bombifrons (plains spadefoot toad), 1618 nucleotides. It is a transcript of the gene NTSR1, whose product is annotated as neurotensin receptor 1. Gene Ontology annotation, cellular component: plasma membrane. The record is from RefSeq and is a predicted model, not a curated record. The coding region runs from base 1 to 1245 and encodes 414 amino acids. Gene Ontology annotation, molecular function: G protein-coupled neurotensin receptor activity. The transcript has 4 exons. Gene Ontology annotation, biological process: neuropeptide signaling pathway. NCBI's taxonomy places the organism in Eukaryota, Metazoa, Chordata, Amphibia, Anura, Pelobatidae.